This is a messenger RNA of Folsomia candida, 2844 nucleotides long. RefSeq names its product aconitate hydratase, mitochondrial (gene mAcon1). Bases 131 to 2458 code for a protein of 775 amino acids. The record is from RefSeq and is a predicted model, not a curated record. Lineage: Eukaryota; Metazoa; Arthropoda; Collembola; Entomobryomorpha; Isotomidae. The transcript is spliced from 15 exons. Gene Ontology annotation, biological process: tricarboxylic acid cycle. Gene Ontology annotation, molecular function: aconitate hydratase activity; 4 iron, 4 sulfur cluster binding. Gene Ontology annotation, cellular component: cytosol; mitochondrion.
UUCCAUCAGUUGGUUUCAUCCAUAAUAUGUUUUGAGCCAAUCCAGAAUUAGACCACUCCAAAAACAUUUGUUUUUUCUGGUCGUCGCCCUUCGUAAUUCAUAAUAUAGAACAAAAAAUCAAUUUGCAAUUAUGACCAUUUUCGCUCGUGGGAGUGCCGAUGUGGCAAAAUGUUUCUCCCGGCGUUUGCACGCAAGCCGGACGAUGUCCGCGGCCAUGUCGAAAUUUGACCCGGACGUUCCCCUCCCGUACAGCAAGCUGAGAAAGAAUUUCGACGUUGUUAAAAAGCGACUCAACAAACCUAUGACAUUGGCUGAAAAGAUUUUAUAUUCACAUCUCGACGAUGCGAAAGGUCAAGACAUCGAACGUGGCGUGUCUUACUUGAGGUUGCGACCGGACCGAGUGGCUAUGCAAGAUGCCACCGCUCAAAUGGCCAUGUUGCAGUUUAUUUCGUCCGGCCUUCCCAAAGUCGCCGUCCCCUCCACCAUUCACUGUGAUCAUUUAAUCGAGGCGAAAGAAGGAGGGACGAAGGAUUUGGCCAGGGCGAUAUCAACGAAUAAAGAGGUUUACGAUUUCUUGGCGUCGGCCGGUGCGAAAUACGGGGUCGGAUUUUGGAAACCUGGAAGUGGAAUCAUUCAUCAAAUCAUUUUAGAAAAUUACGCCUUUCCAGGAUUACUUAUGAUUGGUACUGAUUCCCACACCCCCAACGGAGGUGGACUCGGAGGUCUCUGCAUUGGCGUGGGCGGCGCUGAUGCCGUCGAUGUGAUGGCUGACAUCCCGUGGGAGUUGAAAUGCCCAAAAGUUAUUGGGGUCAACCUAACGGGAGCCCUGUCAGGAUGGACCUCGCCCAAGGACGUCAUUCUUAAAGUUGCCGGUAUUUUGACCGUGAAGGGAGGCACUGGAGCUAUCGUGGAGUAUUUUGGGCCUGGAGUUGAAUCAAUUAGCUGCACUGGAAUGGCCACAAUUUGCAAUAUGGGUGCCGAGAUUGGAGCUACCACCUCCGUUUUCCCGUAUGGUGGAAGGAUGAAGAAGUAUUUGGAAGCUACAGGACGUCGCGAGGUGGCUGCCGAAGCAGAUAAAAACCAAGACAUUCUAAUCCCUGAUAAAGGAGCUAAUUAUGACCGACUCGUCGAAAUCAAUCUCAGCGAACUGGAGCCACAUGUAAACGGGCCUUUUACACCCGAUUUGGCUCACCCGAUUAGUCGUUUAGGAGAAAACGCAAAAAAAGCUGGCUGGCCUAUGGACAUUAAAGUUAGUCUGAUUGGAAGUUGUACAAACUCUUCUUACGAGGACAUGGGGCGUGUCGCUUCUAUUGCGAAAGAGGCCAUGAAAUACGGACUUAAGUCCAAAACUGAAUUCCAUGUGACACCCGGGUCUGAGCAAAUCCGAGCAACCAUCGAACGCGACGGAAUUGCUCAAACUUUAAGAGAAUUCGGUGGCACAGUUCUUGCCAAUGCUUGCGGUCCAUGUAUUGGACAGUGGGCUCGACAUGACGUGAAGAAGGGAGAAAAGAACACCAUUGUCAGCUCGUACAACCGAAAUUUCACUGGACGCAAUGACGCAAAUCCGGCUACGCAUGCUUUCGUCACUUCCCCCGAAUUGGUGGCAGCUCUCGCUCUCGCUGGAACGCUAGACUUUGAUCCAAGAACGCAAAGUUUGACCACUGCUGAUGGGAAGAAGGUAAAAUUAUCGGAGCCGCAUGCCGACGAGCUUCCAGCCAGGGGAUUCGACCCGGGUCAGGACACGUACCAAGCUCCUCCCGCGUCUGGUGGAAAUCUUAAGGUUGUCGUUGACCCAAAAUCGGAUCGUUUGCAACUCCUGGACCCUUUCGCCAAAUGGGACGGGAAGGACUUGGAAGACCUCUUGGUAUUGAUCAAAAUUAAGGGAAAGUGCACCACAGAUCACAUUUCCGCAGCUGGCCCAUGGCUAAAAUACAGAGGACAUUUGGAUAAUAUUUCUAACAACAUGUUUAUUGGGGCCAUCAAUAUUGAGAACGACACCGCCAAUAAAAUUAAGAAUGUCCUGAACGGAGAAUGGGGGGGAGUUCCGGAUGUUGCAAGACAGUACAAAAGCCAAGGAAAAGGUUGGGUAGCAGUUGGUGACGAUAACUACGGGGAAGGAAGUAGUCGAGAACACGCAGCUUUGGAGCCAAGACAUCUUGGAGCCCGUGCCAUCAUUGUUAAGAGUUUCGCUCGAAUCCACGAAACUAACCUGAAGAAACAAGGUCUUCUUCCAUUGACCUUUGCCACCCCAAGUGACUACGACAAGAUUCAACCCGGGGAUAAAAUUAGCCUGAAAGGUUUGGCUCAAUUAGCUCCGGGCAAGCAAGUUGACUGCGUAAUCAAGCACGGGAACGGAAAGACGACCCCGAUUAAGUUGAACCAUUCUUUAAAUCAAGGCCAAAUCGAGUGGUUCAAGGCCGGCUCAGCCCUCAACUACAUGAAACAAGCAAAGAAGUAAAUUGCUGACAAUAAUAUUACCUGAUUCUUUUCUAAAAUAUGGAAUUAUGGUGAUCAACUUGACUUGGCGUCACCACCACCGCGAAGAAUUAUUAGAUAGUUUCAUAGAUAGACAAUGUGCAAUUUAGUACGUUUCUUGCCGCUUAUUGUCGUCGUCAUCUUAAUAUAUCAUUCAUUAUAUUACGUAAGAUACGUGUACCUUAUCAGAAUUUCUGUUUAGAUGAUAGAAGAUGGUCCAAGAAACGAUUUACAAAUAGUUACAAACACACAUGGGAAUUGUUAACUGCAAUUAGUGAUACGGAAAUAUGGAAUUAUUAUGUUCAGUCUCUAGUCUCGGCAUAGAACAAAAAAAGACUAUUAAAAUACGUACGUUAUAAAAUAAUUAAA